AUGUCGAGUCAAAACGAAACAUUUUAUCUCCGCUACUACUCAGGUCACUCUGGGCGGUUCGGACAUGAGUUUCUAGAAUUCGACUUCCGUACCCUCGGCGACGGCCGCAGCGCUGCGGUUCGGUACGCGAACAAUUCCAACUACCGCAACGACUCCCUCAUCCGUAAAGAGAUGUGCGUGAGCUCGGCGAUGAUCCAGGAAGUUAAGCGCAUCAUCAAGAACAGCGAGAUCUUGAAGGAAGAUGAUUCGAAAUGGCCCCAGAAGAACAAGGACGGCCGGCAGGAGCUGGAGAUCCGGCUGGGAAAUGAGCAUAUCUCUUUUGAGACCGCGAAAAUCGGAUCUCUGGUGGAUGUGACAGAAUCAGCAGACCCAGAGGGUCUUCGGGUGUUCUACUACCUCGUACAGGAUUUGAAGGCGCUCAUUUUCUCCCUGAUAUCUCUUCACUUCAAGAUCAAGCCGAUCUGA
Molecule: messenger RNA, 465 nt
Organism: Aspergillus calidoustus
Lineage: Eukaryota; Fungi; Ascomycota; Eurotiomycetes; Eurotiales; Aspergillaceae
Source: the annotation of a GenBank genome assembly